Cololabis saira (Pacific saury) is the source of this 2071-nucleotide messenger RNA. RefSeq names its product histone H4 transcription factor (gene hinfp). NCBI's taxonomy places the organism in Eukaryota, Metazoa, Chordata, Actinopteri, Beloniformes, Belonidae. The record is from RefSeq and is a predicted model, not a curated record. Gene Ontology annotation, molecular function: DNA-binding transcription factor activity, RNA polymerase II-specific; RNA polymerase II cis-regulatory region sequence-specific DNA binding. The coding region runs from base 245 to 1696 and encodes 483 amino acids. Gene Ontology annotation, biological process: regulation of transcription by RNA polymerase II; anatomical structure development. The transcript has 9 exons.
AACAGCGGUAUCGAUGAUAUGAUGCGAAACCUCUAAAGAGAGCCCGCCGGCUCCGCAAUACAUGAAGACGUUGUCAGUUAAUGUAUAAACUUUCAUUUUAAAAAUGCUAAAAGUGUGGGGUGUAUGAAACCCUGUCCGUUAUCCUUUGUCAGAGACAUUUUAACAGCUGUCAUUGAUGGUCCACAGCUGCGAGUAAGGUUAGUAGUUGCUCGGGAAACACGGCGUUUAACUCAGGCUCACAGAGAUGCCUCCCAACAAACGCAUCCAGAAGAAAACUCUUAAACUGGAAUGUGAAUGGGGUCCUUGUGAAGAGUCAUACAGUCGGAUGGAGAACUUUUGCGAGCACGUAGAGGAUCAUCUGACUGUUUUGAACAUGGACGACGACGAAGAAGCAGAGGGGGAAAGAAACUGUAUGUGGAGAGAUUGCGGUUUCUGCUCCGUAGAAGGUUCCGGAGAGCUGCGACGGCAUCUACUCUUUCACUGUUACCACACAAAGCUCAAGCAGUUUGGUCAGCAGGCCCUUGACGCACAGCCAGAGAUGAGAAGCUGCUCCAUUGCAUACCACAAUCGCAACAUGAUUCCUGAAAUCCCAGAUAAUUUCAACUGCCUUUGGGAGGAAUGUGAGCAACCACCAUAUGAAAACCCAGAGUGGUUUUAUCGCCAUGUGGAGAUGCAUAGUCUGUCCAUAGAUAUACCAGCAGGUGACUGCGAGUUCCCAAUACGCUGCAGAUGGAAAGAUUGUGAAGCUGUUGCAAAAGGGCGUCCAAAGCUGCGGGAGCACCUUCGCAGCCACACGCAGGAAAAGGUUGUGGCCUGUCCAAGUUGUGGGGGGAUGUACGCAAACAACACCAAAUUCUUUGAUCACAUCAUACGACAGAGUGCCAUGGAAGGUCAGAGGUUCCAGUGUUCACACUGUUCCAAACGUUUUGCAACAGAAAGACUGCUGAGAGACCACAUGAGGACCCACGUGAGCCACUACAAAUGCCCGCUAUGUGACAUGACCUGCCCAUCUCCCUCUUCACUGCGCAGCCACAUCAAGUUUCGCCACAGCAAUGAGAAGCCGUACAGCUGUGACUACUGUGAAUACAGCUGUAAGAAUCUGGUGGACCUGCGAAAGCAUUUGGACACCCACAGCAGUGACCCCGCAUUCCACUGCGACGUUCCCGGGUGUGGCUUCAACUCUCGUACACUGUGCACCAUGAAAAUUCACCACAAGAAAGAACAUGAGGGGACUUUUACAGCUCGCUACAAAUGCCAUGUGUGUGGCCAGUGUUUCACAAGGGGCAACAGCUUAACUGUUCACCUGCACAAAAAACAUCAGUUUAAAUGGCCCUCUGGACAUCCCAGAUUCAGGUAUAAAGAACAUGAGGAUGGCUUCAUGCGACUGCAGCUAAUCCGCUACGAGAGUGUGGAGCUGACGGAGCAGCUGAUGAGGGAAAGACAGAAACGGCAGGCAGAGGAGGAUGGUGACAGCAGGGGCCGCAGUAAGGAUGAGGAGAUGGAAGGGGCAUCGACAGGUGCUUCCGAGGUGCAGGAACAGCUACGCGGAGUCCUGCUGGAGGAGCAGCGGGCCGAGGAGCUGACCAUCUGCACUGAGGAUGGAGGGCAGGAAGAUGGCAUGCUGUAUGUCCUCACAACACCGGAGGACUCUGUUAUACUCCAACUCCAGGAUGCUACUCAGCAACAAGGAAUGUAGCUUAACUGACUUGAUACACAUCAUUAACGCGGGACUGUUUCUCAGAUACGUGUUAAACAUGUGGAGAGACUCGGGAGGCCCACUCUGUCAUGAGCUAUCUUAACAAAGCCCCGUAUUUAGAUAAUACAAUGCUUUUGUGUGUUUUAAUUUGCUGAUGUUGGUCACAUUUGUCCGUGUUUUCAUAUCAUUUUCAUAUGUCAUUAUGAAACAUGUUGAGACGGGGAGAUGGCCUUAUACAUUUACAAUUCAGCCAUAAAGCUUAAGUGUAGUCACCAGAAACAAACACUGACUCUUAUGGAGUCCAGCAAAAAAGGCUUUACUGAGCAAUUUGAUGCAAAAAUCCCUAAUCUCAAUAAAAAUGUGGAACUUUGGUUA